Molecule: messenger RNA, 3061 nt
Organism: Fukomys damarensis (Damara mole-rat)
Lineage: Eukaryota; Metazoa; Chordata; Mammalia; Rodentia; Bathyergidae
Gene: Hoxc6
Product: homeobox C6
Exons: 3
Coding region: 1449-2129 (226 amino acids)
Biological process (GO): anterior/posterior pattern specification; regulation of transcription by RNA polymerase II
Cellular component (GO): nucleus
Molecular function (GO): DNA-binding transcription factor activity, RNA polymerase II-specific; RNA polymerase II cis-regulatory region sequence-specific DNA binding
Source: RefSeq, a predicted model, not a curated record
UUAAGUAUAAAAAUUGAAUCGUAAGCCCAGUGGUGCCUGCUGAGCAUUCAGUCUAGAACAGCAAAGCCUUAACCAAAUAGAGCUCUUAUGAAGUGAGCUGAGCAAUUAUUGAAACUUGGCUUUCUCUGAAAGAGGGAUUUCGGCCUUUGCCCAGUGGCACAAAAGAAGCCGGCAACUGCUCUUCUCUGGCUCUGGAAUUGGGGGUGCUGUCCGACUGGUCUGGCAGACGAAGUAGCUUCUAAGCAGCCAAGUGCUCGGCCCUUGGAGCAUUUCCUCUUGCAGCUCUAGUGUUGGGGUCCCUAAACAGCCUUCGGAGGCACCAAGCUGUAGUUGCCGGCGCUGCCUGGCAGCCAGGAAUGGAGUAUAUAAAGCAAUGCAAGGGUGAAUCACAGAGUUAGGGAUCUGGAGAAAGGAGGUUGGCUAAACACAAACUAAGGAGUACCUUUAGAAAAAAUUGUCUCCCAAAUAAAAAUUGCAGAUCUCAUCCCGUUCACCUCAAGUGUCCCUCCACACGAAAUUAAAUUUAUAUAUUUCCCAGUGCAGAGUGAAAAGCAAAAGCAGGCAAGGUGAGGCCUGCUCAAGAACUCUUCAGGGAGGCAUCCAGUCCCAACCACCAGCUCCCCAGUUUAGAGCCCAGCGACCUCCUAGCCUUUCUGUGGUCUGGAGCACGGCAAGGCUGGCUGAAGUAGGAGCGCUUUCCCUAGGAAACCCCCAAGUGUCCAGUUCCAGUGCUACCCUUAGCCUUGGGGACUCCUGGCCAGUGACUGCACCAUACUCAGGCCCAAAGCACAGGCAGUAAAUUCCCCUCCUAUAAUUAGUGCUCAUGAAAAGCAUGUGUUUUGGAUUGGUGAGGGGAAGACUAGGGUAGUGAGCGGCAAACUUUCCCCCUUUAUUCCUUUUCUGUGUUUUUAAAUCAGUUUUUGAAUCCACUACUUACAGUUGCAAAAGCAAAAAUCUACUCUUGACACCAAGCCCCCUCUGUAUGCCUAACGUAGAAGGCCGAGGGGCUAGAGCAGCACGGAAACCUGCUGGCCUGUUGGGGGUGUUCUCUCAUUUCUCUAGGCUUGUUUUAUAGAAACAAAGAGUUCACUCCCUCCUUCCCAAGACUUGUGCAUAUUUACAGAGCUCAAAUGCAGUUUUAAUAAAACAUCUGUUCUUGCUUCUGCUGAUGAGUUUCCAUAAUUGUUUUCAGACAAAUUUCACAGGAAAAUAUAAAUAUAUCUAGAAAAAUCCAAGUCCCAGCUGCCCCCCCAUAGCAAUUCUUUGCCAAAAAAAAUAAAAUGAGCAUGAAAUGAAAAAGAAAACUACAAUCCAAUGGAGGAAAGAUCGGGCUCAUCUAACCUGCUCUCCCCCCUUGGAGCGAAUCCUCCAGCAAAUUUCAGCCGCAUAAUUAAAGAUCUGACUGAAAGGAGGCUUCUUUCCCCAGGAACAGAAGGUGAUGGAGGAGAAUGUGUUGGAAAUUAAUUUUUUCAAAGGACGUCCUCCCCAACGUCGCCCUCAAUUCCACCGCCUAUGAUCCAGUGAGGCAUUUCUCGACCUAUGGAGCAGCCGUUGCCCAGAACCGGAUCUACUCGACUCCCUUUUAUUCGCCACAGGAGAAUGUCGUGUUCAGUUCCAGCCGGGGGCCGUAUGACUAUGGAUCUAAUUCCUUUUACCAGGAGAAAGACAUGCUCUCAAACUGCAGACAAAACACCUUAGGACAUAACACACAGACCUCAAUCGCUCAGGAUUUUAGUUCUGAGCAGGGCAGGACUGCGCCCCAGGACCAGAAAGCCAGUAUCCAGAUUUACCCCUGGAUGCAGCGAAUGAAUUCGCACAGUGGGGUCGGCUACGGAGCAGACCGGAGGCGCGGCCGCCAGAUCUACUCUCGGUACCAGACCCUGGAACUGGAGAAGGAAUUUCACUUCAAUCGCUACCUAACGCGGCGCCGGCGCAUCGAGAUCGCCAACGCACUCUGCCUGACCGAGCGACAGAUCAAAAUCUGGUUCCAGAACCGCCGGAUGAAGUGGAAAAAAGAAUCUAAUCUCACGUCCACACUCUCGGGGGGCGGCGGAGGGGCCGCCGCAGACAGCCUUGGCGGAAAAGAGGAAAAGCGGGAAGAGACAGAAGAGGAGAAGCAGAAAGAGUGACCAGGAUUGUCCUUGCCACCCCUUUCUCCUCCCUCGCUCAUCCCAACUCACCCCUGAUCACACACUCUGUAUUUAUCACUGGCACAAUUGAUGUGUUUUGACUGCCUAAAACAAAAUUAGGAAGUCAAAAGUGGACCUGAAAGUCAGCUCUGGACCCACCUCCUUCUCCGCACAACUCCUCAUCAUGCGCCUCCUCCUCCUAGCUUGUUCUCAGCUUGUGUGCAGGCCCCUUCCCCCGCCCAGGCCUGGGGGGCACGUUCUCUGAACCUCCCUUCAGACUCCACAGACUUCCCUCGAAAUGAGAUCGUGCCCCCCUCCCUCGACGCCCCUCCACCCCCCAGAGAGCCGGUUCCCGGGCCUGGGGCCUCCACUCUAGGGCCUCAGGGCCAGGCCUGGCAGUCUGGGAGGGCGGGAGGCUCUAGGAGGGCGCGCCUUGGCCUCACAGAACCCCCAGGUCCUCCCUGCAGCCCCUGCCCGGCCCCUCUGCCCCAGCAAAUGCCCAGACCAGGCAAAUUGUAUUUAAAGAUUCCUGGGGGUCAUUAUGGCAUAUUACAAACUGUGACCGUUUCUGUGUGAAUAUUUUUAGCUGUAUUUGUGGUCUCUGUAUUUAUAUUUAUGUUUAGCACCGUCAGUGUUCCAAUCUCAUUUUAAAAAGGAAAAAAAAAAGAGGGAAAAUUACAAAAAGAAAAAAAGUGAAUGACGUUUGUUUAGCCAAGUAGGAGUAAAUAAAUAAAUAAAUAAAUCCCCUCGUGUUACCCUCCUGUAUAAAUCCGACCUCUGGAUCCGUUCUCGAAUAUUUAAUAAAACUGAUAUUAUUUUUAAAAGUUUAUAUUCGCAUUUCAGUCAAUUCGCUCGCCCGCCGGCUUGGAGCAGGCUCCAAGCGCUCCCGCGUCUGCCCGCCGCCUGCAAACCCCCAGUCCUCUGCACUCGCC